GCUCUACAAACUGUUUCCUGGUUAGCGAGGAUUGUGUAACAGUCCUGCCGUCGCUGGGUAGACCGUGAAAAUGUCCACCAGGUACCACCAGGCUGCAAUAGACGGUUAUCUGGAUAUCUUGAAAGAAGCCACAAGGAAGGAUAUUAACACAUCAGAUGGAGAUGGCAUGACACCCCUUCUCUUAGCAGCCUAUCAUGGGCAUCUGGAUGUCUUGGAGGUUGUGUGCAACCGGGGUGGGGACCCAAACAAAAGUGACAUCUGGGGAAAUUCUCCAUUGCACCAUGCAGCUGAAAAAGGACAUGCAAAUUGUGUGGCCUUCCUAGUUAAUUUUGGAGCGAAUAUUUUUUCUUUGGACAACAAAAACCAUUCACCGCUGGAUGUGGCCAAUCUGAAAGGUCGUACAGAUUGCAUCAAGAUUCUGGAUGAAGCAGCCAACAAGCAAACAUCCUUGAACCCUAAAAGAGUAGCUAAAUUAAAAGAACAAGCUUUGAAAGAUGCUGAAAAGAAGAAUAAAGAAUGUGAGAAGAUCCAAGAUAAGCAUCAGAGUCAGAUGAACAAAAACUUCAACAGAACCACCGGAACAUUAAACUCAGCAAAGGGUACACUAUCAGGUUCUGUUGGCGCUCGUUUCUCUACUCCCUCUACCAUGAGCAGUUUGACAAAAGGGUUAAGGGACACACUACAGCUAAAAAUGAAGAAGAAAGCUAAAAAUACAAUUGAUCAAGACACAGUAAAUAAUAUCAUUCUUGCCAAGGACGAAAGUAGUGGAGGCCAGCGUACCAGGAUCUCAGAUGUUUUUAGUGAAAUUAAAGAAGAAAUAGAUAUGGAAGAAGAAAAGCAGUCUAUCUUUAAUCGACCGGGCCUUGGGAACAUGGUUUUCAGGAGAAAUCUAGCAAUGGGAAACAACACUGAUUUUGGAGAGAAUUUCACAGCAGAAGAUGACAUGACCUUAAAAGUCAAAAAUGAAUUAUUUGCUGAGAAUGCCAAGAAUGGAAAUGAAGAUGAUGGUGAAAUAAUUAAUAUAGCUUGGAAUGAUGAUGAAGUGGAAAUGGAUGAGGAGGAAGAAAGCUCCCCUCUCAAGGUCUUUCUAGAAUCCCAUAAUUUGCUGGAGCUUCAUUUCACACUGUUAAGAGAGAAGAUAGACUUAGAUUCUCUUUUUUUAUGUACUAAUGAAGAUCUGCAAAACAUAAACAUACAACUCGGUCCAAGAAAGAAGCUCCUGAAUGCAGUGGAAAAAAGAAAUCAAGCCCUGAAAAAGCCUGGAAAAAUUAUAGACACUAAGUUAUGAAUUUUGGAAAUCACCCUUUUAGUAUGAUUAUGAAAUCAGAAACAUGGUUAUACAAAUAUUCAAGACACAAAUGCAAUGCAAAACUACAAAGAAUUGUAAUAAAAUAUUGACUCAGACAUCUAUUUUCCAUAGUCUGAAUAUCUAAAGCUAACUUGGAAUGGAGAACUAGUUCUUUGUCCUAAUAUAGCAUACCUACUGUAAA
Messenger RNA from Rana temporaria (common frog), 1490 nucleotides. It is a transcript of the gene ANKS4B, whose product is annotated as ankyrin repeat and sterile alpha motif domain containing 4B. NCBI's taxonomy places the organism in Eukaryota, Metazoa, Chordata, Amphibia, Anura, Ranidae. The coding region runs from base 71 to 1288 and encodes 405 amino acids. The record is from RefSeq and is a predicted model, not a curated record. The transcript has 2 exons. Gene Ontology annotation, molecular function: protein binding.